Messenger RNA from Choloepus didactylus (southern two-toed sloth), 5910 nucleotides. It is a transcript of the gene RFFL, whose product is annotated as ring finger and FYVE like domain containing E3 ubiquitin protein ligase. The coding region runs from base 2177 to 3316 and encodes 379 amino acids. The transcript has 7 exons. NCBI's taxonomy places the organism in Eukaryota, Metazoa, Chordata, Mammalia, Pilosa, Megalonychidae. Gene Ontology annotation, cellular component: cytoplasm; plasma membrane. The record is from RefSeq and is a predicted model, not a curated record. Gene Ontology annotation, biological process: negative regulation of extrinsic apoptotic signaling pathway via death domain receptors; protein K48-linked ubiquitination; proteasome-mediated ubiquitin-dependent protein catabolic process. Gene Ontology annotation, molecular function: ubiquitin protein ligase activity.
CCCCUUCCACACACAGACACCUGCCUACUCCUAGGUAAUAAUUCCACUCCAUCCUGUUAUCUAAGUCAGAGAUCCUUGGAUUUGUCCUAGACACUGUUUUUUUCUCCCCUUCUCCCAUCUCAUUCAGUUAAUUAACACAUCUUGCCCAUUCUACCAAAGAUCUAUCUAUCCCUUUCUCUUAAGCCCGUAUCUUCAUAUCUUAUCUAUACUACUUCAGAACCUUCCUGCUUCUAACCUCCCCUCUUCCUGCUCUGUUCUCCAUUCUGCUUACUACCAUAGUGCCUAAUCUAAAAUACAAAAAAGAUCAUGAAACCUAUCUGCCUAAAAUCUCCAAAUUGUGUCCCUUAACCUGGAGGAUAAAAGUCUAGAUUCUUUACCAUGGAAUACAAGGUCCUUCACAAUUCCUUGUGUACUUCAUCGUAUGCCCAUCCAUCCCCACCCUUCCCUCAACCCAACCAAGCAUUUUGUAGUCUCUUUAAUGCCACUGUACAUUCUGUUUGUUUUUCUUGAAAAUUCCUUCUACUUUUGACUUUCUGGUAUGUCUGAUACCUUUUUUGAGCCUCCCCUCAUUGACCAUUCCUCGUCCUCUCUAGAGUGAUUAUUUUCACCUUUGUAGCAAACCUGUGUUAACUACACAGUGCAAACCUCUGUUAAAAACUGAAACUGAAAUUUCAGUUUUUGGUUUUUCUAGUUCCUCUACUAAAUCCUGAACUUGAGGGUAGGCACUGUACCUAACUCACUUAGCACUGGGGACAGCAAGGCAUUGGCUUCAAUAAAGGUUUUAUGCAUGUGUGCAUGAACUAGUAGAGAAUACUGCCUUUGUGGAGGAGUGCUAUAGCUCAGAAAGCCAAAUGUUAAUUGUGGUGAAAUUUCUAGGUUUACUUUUUACCUGUGCCCUCUCAGAGAAAUUUUAGUUAAAGGCAUUGCUAUAAGCAUGAUAACAACUGUUAUUUAGUGCUUUACAGCCUGCAGAGUGUCCGGAUGAGGAAAAUGAGUAUCACUUAUCAGAGGGAACACGGCCCAUAAGUAGUAGAACAGGGCUUGGGACCCAGGACUUCUGAUCCCAAAUCCCUUGUUCUUUAUGUAAUUACACAUUGUCUCGGGUGCUUUUAUCAAUCUGUGAUUUAAAGAAUUACAAAAUUCAUCUUUCAGAGGGUCAUUCUUCUGUUGUCUCCAAUCUCUUGCCACUAAAGAACUCAUUUAACCCCUCUUUAUUUCAUUAUUCCAUGUGAAACCAUUAACUGCAAGUAAAGCAGAUUAGGUCCCUGUCUUCUGGGAACUUAGAAUCUUCAGACAAGUAAUACUGAGUCAGAGAGAAAUGUUUCGGAUAUGCAGAAAGUUGAAUGAGUAUGUGGUUGUUAAGAUUUAAAUAUUAUAUGUGAUUCAUUGAUUCAGCAGUCCCUGUUGAGCCACCUGUUUCCCAGGCACUGUACGACUGUCAUGGUCCCUGUUCUCAUGGGGUUCCCAGGCAAAUGAGGGAGACAGGUGCUAAUCAGAGACUCCUACAAAAAUGAAUGAAUUAUAUCACAGGUAUAUUAGAUGCAGUAUUGGAAAGCAGCAAAGGCUUAGAGAUGUCAGGAAGCCUGAGGUUAGAAACUGUGUGACCCAGGGAAGUAAUUUUCUGUUAUUGUUACUGGGUCUCAUUCUUUUCCUCUCAAAAAUGACCAUGGUUGGACCAGAUGACUUCUUAGUUCCUUCCAGCUUGCCAUGUUUCUGAACUAUGAAAGUGCCUUUGUUAGAAGAGUGAGUCAGGAGACAGAGCAGAAAGUACCAUUCUUUUGUGUGAACUGAUUCCCAAAAAUAAUACUAAAUGUUUCAUUUAUUAUCUCUGAAAGCAAAGAGUUCAGGCUCACAGUGUCCUGUACUGACUGUAUUGUUCUACUGAGAAAUAAAAAACACUCUGACUUUAUCACGGCAUGCUUGCAAUCUUAAGGUUAUUGUGAGAUUUGACGAAUUGGAUCCUUUGUUCUGUGAUCUGUGUGUUUGAUAUGUAAGAUGGGAAUAAUAAUCCAAAACUUCUAACUAUACCCACAGAGGUACUGAUUCAAGAAGGGAGCAAACAUUUGUUGACCAUCUGCUAUGUGCCAGAGACUGCUAGGGUACAGACAUGAAUAAGAAGUAGUCCCUACUUGCAAGGAAUUUAUGGUUUCAUGGUAGAAAACAAAAGGAUUUUAUCAUGUGGGCAACCUGCUGCAACUGGUUCUGCCUGGAUGGACAGCCUGAAGAGGCCCCUCCACCCCAGGGAGCCAGGCAAGCAUAUUCCAACCCUGGGUACAGCUCCUUCCCUUCCCCAACAGGCUCUGAACCAAGCUGCAAGGCCUGUGGGGCCCGCUUCAUGAACACAGCCAGGAAGGUGAGUGUUGAGACCUCAACCUGUUCUGCUGCUAUGACCUCAGGGCCUCAGCAGACCUGCUUGGACUGUAAGAAAAAUUUCUGCAUGACCUGUGCAAGCCAAGUGGGGACUGGGCCCCUCCUCUGUCUUCUCUGCCAACGGUUCCGAGCUACAGCAUUUCAGCGGGAAGAGCUCAUGAAGAUGAAGGUGAAGGAUCUGAGGGACUAUCUCAGCCUCCAUGACAUCUCUACCGAAAUGUGCCGGGAGAAAGAGGAGCUGGUGUUCUUGGUGCUUGACCAGCAGCCUGUAAUCUCCCAGGAGGGCAGGACUCGUGCCCCCCACUUGUCCCCGGACUUCCCUGAGCAGCAGGCCUUCCUGACCCAGCCUCACACCAGCACAGCACCUUCUACCUCAUCCAACCUCCCUUCUUCACCUACGCAAGCCACCUCUGUUGGCCCAGCGCAGGCUCAGGAAAAUCAGCAGGCCAAUGGCCAUGUGUCUCAAGACCAAGAGGAACCUGUCUACCUGGAGAGCACAGCCAGAGUACCUGCUGAGGAUGAGACCCAGUCCAUCGACUCAGAGGAUAGCUUUGUGCCUGGCCGGAGGGCUUCUCUUUCUGACCUGACCAAUCUGGAAGACAUUGAAGCACUGACUGUGCGGCAGCUGAAAGAGAUCCUGGCCCGCAACUUUGUCAAUUAUAAGGGCUGCUGUGAGAAGUGGGAGCUGAUGGAGAGGGUGACUCGGCUGUACAAGGAUCAAAAAGGACUCCAGCACCUGGUGUGUGGUGCUGAAGAUCAAAAUGGGGGAGCGGUGCCACCCAGCAUGGAAGAGAACCUGUGUAAGAUCUGUAUGGACUCACCCAUUGACUGUGUUCUGCUGGAGUGUGGCCACAUGGUAACCUGCACCAAAUGUGGCAAGCGCAUGAAUGAGUGUCCCAUCUGCCGACAGUAUGUGAUCCGAGCAGUGCACGUCUUCCGAUCCUGAGGGCUUGCAUCGGCUUCUUCCGUGCCUUACUGGGACACAGCCCUGGGUGUCUGGGUUCAGGGUUGGCCAGCUUGUAGAGGGAUGGGCUAACAGAAGAAUAUUUGCAGAAUGUUCCCCAAACCUGGGCAGGCAAAGAUGCCAUGUCACCCUGGGUUUGCCUUUCUUGCCAUGGGGGUUUACCUCUUGGCUGAGCCUGAGGCCAUUGGGGACUGCACAAAUUGCAUGGGCAAAUUCCUGUUUUUAUGAUCUUGGGGUGAUAAUGGUAAUUGACGGGAGAGACUUUCCAGAACUUGUACCAUGUCUUCCUUCAUUCCUCUAAGAACCUAGAUAACUUCUAGUGCAGUUCCACCCUUCUUUCCAUUUCCCACCCAUCCUCUUGAGACAGUUGCCUCUGUUUCACCAAUCAGAAGUCCUGCUAGAAAUGGUUCUCUUUCUCUCCAGCACAUUUGGAUUUAUUUCUGGUUUUCUGGCUUUCUACGCUUUAACCUAACUUUGCUAAAGUCUUUGGCUACAUUGCCUAAAAUCCACUUGUUUCUUUGGACCAAAAGGAUGUUAACUUACCAGACCAAUAGUCGUCCUCCUUAGGAUAGAAUUUUGUACCGUAAGUAAACUUAACUCUAGUGCGAAAUGAAACAAAAAAGCUGUUGAAAAUCUUCAGAGUUGUUAAGAGUUGCUUCCUUCAGUGCUGGGAUUGGAAGCUAUCAGUCUCCUGACCUGACAUUGGGAGCCAACAGAGGAUCUGGCUCUCCAGCCUCUGGGAAAUUCCAGUCUCAUGGGUGCUGCUUCCUCUCUUGGGGCCUGACUGCACCAUCUUUAAUUUUAUGAUGAAAGGGGAGGUUUGGGGGGGGGGAGGCAGUGGCUUUCUGCUUAACUUUGACUUCUGAUCCUCCUUUUCCAACAGUCAGGAGUCUUAAUCUACUUCCCCUGAGAUUGAAAUCCCUUCCUUUCCCACGGAGUUUCUAAAGCAUGGUCUUGCUGACCUCACAUUGAAGGCAUAGAGACUUGGGCAAAGAGCCUUGCUUUUCUCUACCCAGACUUUUCAUGGAAAACGAAACCUGUAAGACAGAGCAUCUAAGAGGUAUCAGAAGGUACUGAAUUAGGUCAGAUUCUGUCCUGACAGGCAGUUGAAACCUUAAUCCCCCAAACUGCUGGGAAGUCCCUACUCCCAUUUCCUUUCUCAGCCUACAUUUGGGGGCAGGUCAGGAAGAAGCAUUCUCUAGGCCCUUAAAGGAGGACCACGUAGUGGGUACGUGAUGUUCUUGAGCCCACUUAGUGUCUUUAUACCACUGGAGGAGUGAAGGGCUUAAGGAAAGCCCACUGGAGCUUAGCCAAGUGCAAAACACAUGCUGUCAGAAGAACUGUUUGUGCUCUCAUUACCAAUGGAAGAACUAUGCAAACCCUAAACACCUGAGGGCCUUGGCAGAGCCCACUCUGCAGUCAAGAUCUCUCAGACUAGAAGAACCAAUAACGACUUUGUGAGGCAGUGGGAAAGCCCUACUAAGGAGACCUGUUAUAUUGGUUCAGACAUAGUUAUACUUCCCCUCCAUCAUCAUCAACCACUGAUUUCCUUUGAGGAAAUGAAAUAGUUUCAGGAAGUAAUUCAUCAGCUGAACAGUGGGCCACUUACCUCGGCAUUAUACCAAGUUCUGGAUGAUUUGAUUCUGGACCACAGCUUUUGUAGGAGUUGGGAGAAUCAAGAUUCUCCAUGAAGACAUCUUUUCACCUUUCUGCUGGACAGUAAAUACUAUAGUUUACAAUGCCUGCCAGCUUAGUAAAGGACCACUCAUUCAGCUACUCUUCAAUUUCACUGUGAAACAGCUCUCUCUAUAUGCAACUCAGUUAAGAUCUAGCAAUAACUCCAGGGCAGAAGCUGGCUCUCUGCCUAUCAUAAGUUGUUUUCUCUGCUGAGGCCCUGCCUCUCCCACCUUACCCCCCACACUCCCUCUUAGUCAUGAAUUGAAAAUAAAGACUCAAUGGCUGGUUAGUAACCUCCAUAAGAAUUAGAACUAAUGUCAUUCACUCAUUCUGGAGAAAGAACUGCCUUAAAUCUUUAAAUCACUUUUAAUGAAGGUUUUCAUUUAGGGGAAAAAAGUGUCAAACAACCAUGAUAUUUUGUACCUUCUUUAUUGUAACACCAAAUCAAAAUUGGGAGCUCCAAAAUUCUAUUCUAGCCAGUAUCUCACCCAGGUCGAAAACCUGAUUUUAUCCUUGAGUCCUCCCCUCCUGCCCCUUAUGGGUCCUUGGUCUUAAUUAUCAUGGAAACAUCUAAUUCUUCCAAUGAUUCCUUGGCUUUUGCUAUGAUUGCUGUGAGAUCAGUUGAGGCUUAUUUUUAAAAGAUUGGGGGAAGCUGACUGGUUCAUAAUACAUUGGAAUAAUUGGAUCCAAACUAAUGAGAAUAAACUGUACAGGAAUUAGUGCUCAAUAUAUAUAGUUUAAAUUUGUUGAAAUCUCUUGGAUGUGAAUGUGUUACUUCAAGUGGCUUAUAUUGAUUCUCAGACUUACUUGGGUGUUAAAGAAAGCCCACGUGUGUAUUUUUGUUACAGAACUUUGCUUUAUAAUUUUGUAAUAAAGUUUCAUUAUAGAUGCCUGUCCAA